AUGGCAGACUCGCCAUCCAGUGGCGGGCGACGGGAAGGCCCGUCCACUGCGGGGGAUCCUAUCAACUGCCCCAGUGGGUGCAAGCUUCGACAUCAGCUAGGCGACGACCUCAAUACGGCGUCCUGCCAUUGCGACGAAGGUUACUAUGACAGGGAGCGACAAGUCUUUUAUUCCGGCAGCGACGUCCGCGACGGAAAGUCUCCAGAGACCCGUAGACAAUACCUGAAGCGUAUCGCAGGUACCGAUGCGGAUCCCAACAUGAACCGUCAAGGCGAUUAUUUUAUACCAAGAGAUGGAAUAAGAUACGACGUUCUGAAGCGUCUGAGAGAGAUCUAUUUUGUCAAGGAAGCUCAAAUAUGGGAGCAUGAGCUAAACGACCAGGAAGGCUGGCUGAUUCGGGCACACAGACGAAAUUAUCCGUGGAAGGCGAUCGUCGAGUAUCUGCAGCAAGAAAGUCGAUAUCAGGACGACACAGGUCAUCCCUGCACCGAGAGAGCACCACUCUCCGGCGCAUUAAGGUCCAGACGGCCUUCAGAAACACAGAUAGCUCUCCCAUCAGCAGGUGCGGUAGGGACUCAGGCAAGCUCCAGCUAUUCUACCGCCGUGUCAUCUGCAAGGUACCCAUCGAGAUAUUCGUCACAAGGCGAAACAACUCAAGCGUACACGCAAGCUCGACAGGGCACCUCAGAAUCAGCUGGCGCAGGGUCGGGCUCACCUGUGACCUCUACAGCAAGCGCGUUCCCUCUGCAUUUGUUCACUCCCCCCCAUAGCGCUCCAGGCCUACCACGUCCGCAAAGAGGGCAGACCGGGGUCAUGCCUCCGAUGAGUCGCACUGACAGAGAACAGCUACCUAUUCGUCCUUCUCAAGACGCACCGUGGACCCCGAUUGGCCUCAUGUCAGAAAGAACACAAGCGAGGAGCUACAGAUCAUCACGUGCUGGCGGCGAGAAUAGCAAUGAGGAUGACGCCGACGAACAUCCCAGCUCUGAGAGCCGGUCAUAUGCCACCACCAGGGCUAUUGAGAAGCGGCAAAAUGUUAACUUUUUGCAUGACAUGUACAGCAGUGCAGGUCAACACAGUCUAGAAGAAGGCGCUAGUGGGGCUAACUACAUCCCCAUAAGUCGGAGAAGAGAAACCCAACCGCCGGUCGCAGACAGAAACGAUGGACGAGAAUCCUCGCGUGAUGAUCUCAGUGAUGUGCCUAGGGCCUUGACAGAGCCCGCAGAUGAGACUCCCUCCCAGACCGCACGGCCUCCAAUUACGUCGUCAUUACCUCCGCGGACAAAAGGGACGGCUGCGGAUGAAAAACAGAAGAGAAAGGGUUCGAGGCGAUGA
This is a messenger RNA of Fonsecaea multimorphosa CBS 102226, 1335 nucleotides long. RefSeq lists its product as uncharacterized. Bases 1 to 1335 code for a protein of 444 amino acids. NCBI's taxonomy places the organism in Eukaryota, Fungi, Ascomycota, Eurotiomycetes, Chaetothyriales, Herpotrichiellaceae. The transcript is spliced from 4 exons. The record is from RefSeq and is a predicted model, not a curated record.